GGGAGCUGGGGGUGGGGCUCCCCACGGCGCCGGCCGGGCGGCCGCUGCAGCUUGCUGGGGCGCCCCGGUCCCCGCCCGCUUCGCUCGCCGCCCGGGCUCUUCUCAGAGUCCUUUCGCCUCCGACGCGUCGAGCUGACUGCGGGACCGAGAGAGCAGCUCUCAGCUCCUGGCCGCGGGCGUCGUCGGCUCUACGCCCGGAGCCCGCGCUGGGGUCUGAGACGGGUAUCCGCCCCGGCAGGGAUCCCCGCAGGUAGGGACCGCCCCGCCCACCCCCUACGCCCUGGCGGGAACCCGAGCCUCGCGGCGGCGUCCGGUCCCCUUCGGCUCCGGCUCCCGGAGCCUUCGCCUGUUGCUCUGCUCCCAUCCCGUCCUGCGCUGCGGGAGGGGCCGCCUGCUCGCAGGUGCUGAAUUUCUCUGCAAGGUCAUCCCUCCUGGAGCCCUGCUUUGGAAGGCUAGUCCUUCAGAGGAAUCAUCCCUGACAGCAUCCUUACCUGAGCUCUGACCACAUCCCAGUAGAAACACUUCUCAAGGGAGAGUGCUGGUGAGUCCUUAGAGAGGAAUUCCAUGGGGACUGUACCUGACCCUCUGAGAUCCACAAAAUCUUCCCUGACUGCAACUGUGGGAAAAGAAGAGCCUUACAAACUGCAGACUCCCUCAACACAACACCAAGCAGCCCCCGUGGAUAAGGGUACCAAUGGCCUUGCGGGCUCGCCUGCAGAACCCAGCCUCUGUCCCACAGCAGCUGCCAAGGCUGUGAUGCAGGCUUGCGAGCAUGAGACCUCCCAGCCGGACAUGUCCUCUCCUGGUGUCUUUAAUGAGGUGGAGAAAACGUCUCCCACAUGCAACUCUCCCAGUGAUUCCCAGCUGUCAGGCAGUGCUGAGUCCGUAGCACCAGACCUGAGUCCUGCAGGUGAAAAGUAUCUCAUCCAGACAUCAUUGACAAUGCCAGCCCACCAGCACACUCACCCCACCACCCCAGGUGAUCAACCCAGUGCCAGUACCUCAGGGGCACCUGAAGAUUCCUUGGUGACAUCGCAGACAACCUCAAAUGGAGAGCAACCUGAGAGGUCAAGCUGUCCUGCACUGGGCAUCUGUGGCAGCAACAAAGGAGGGCUCUGUCAUUUUCCUCCUGAAGAAACCAUCCAGGGAAUGGCACAGACUCCAUGUACUGCAGCCAUGGUGUCUAGUCCUUCGUCCUGUACUGCAGGGGGACAAGAAGAAAGGCAGCAAGCAUUCUGUGACACCACAGCUAGGUCCUAUGCACCUCCAGCAGGAGACGAUGGAUGUCCAGAAAGCAAGCAGCCCCCUACCACUGCCUCCUCAGACAGCCACAGUGUAACACUGGAGACAUCUCAUCUACCCCACCUCACUAGCAGAGGUUCGAUGUGUCCACCAAAUCCAGAGAAGGAGCCGUUGGUGGCACAUGUGUUGUCAAAAUUCAAAGAAGCCAGCACGAUGACCAGCCAAGUGGAAAGUGAGAUCAAGACAGUCCCCAGCAGGGCCCAGCAAGAUGCUGAGGUACAGGCAGUAGCGAGCGUUGAGAGCAGAUCUGUCUCCACCAGCCCCAGCAUCUUCACUGCAUUCUUAAAGGAAAUCCCUGCCCCUAAGCUUUUGGAGCAACAAGAGCAACUGCGUGUCAUUUGCCAGGGCAGUGGCAGUGGGAGCCAUGUGUUCAAGCUCUCUAACAGCAUGCCAGCCUCCCAGGAGUCGGGUCAGUGCCCUGGCACCAUGCCACAGGUGUAUAUCCAGGCAGCUUCAGCUGUUUCUGCAGCUGUCCAAGGGAAACAUAAACCUGUGGGUCUACCAGAGGAAGUCCUUAAAACUGCAUCGAUUAACACAGCCUGUAGUUAUGCCCAGGAUGUGUGUACAGAGGAAGGGAAGUCAGCAGGACUGACCCUAGCAAAGGAAGAAUCCACCUCUAGACAGCUUUCAAGUCCUAAUUCUAGCUCGUUGAAGUCUAGUCCCACUGACCAGAUUUCUAGCUUUGCAGACCAUGAAGCUGAAAACAGUCAUGGUUUGGAAAAAUCUGAAACCAAGCUCUCUGAGUUUGUAGUGAAAACAACAAAUGACUACAAAAUGGGCUCAAAUUGCAAACAGUUUGAUUCCUGCACCAGCAAAGAUGACCAGCCCGGGAGUUUGGAGCCCGCUAAUAAGGAAGGCGCAAAGGAGAAGAAGCCUGAGUCUCCUCGGAUAGUAAAAGAACAAGAGUCUGUUGGCACCGGUGCUCUGGAUGCCAAGACACUACUGCUCAAUCCCAAACUCCAAGAAAACGGAGGCACAGGAUCCACGCCCUCCCCACUGAAGAAGAGCCAGGAGGGCAUUUCAGAAGACAACCGACAGACCAAGACAGCCACGAGCCUGAGCUUGCCAUCUGAUUCCAUGGGGGAUUCCAGCCCAGGUUCUGGCAAGAGAACCCCUAAUCGCUCAGUCAAAGCCAGCCCACGCCGGGCCAGCCGCGUCAGCGAGUUCCUCAAGGAGCAAAAGCUAAAUGUGACAGCAGCUGCCGCUCAGGUGGGGCUCACACCAGGAGAGAAGAAAAAGCAUCUAGGCUCAGACUCCAAGCUGAAGCAGUCCAAGCGUGUCAGGGACGUCGUGUGGGAUGAGCAGGGCAUGACCUGGGAAGUGUAUGGUGCCUCCCUGGACCCAGAGUCCCUGGGAGUCGCCAUCCAGAACCAUUUACAAAGACAAAUUAGGGAACAGGAGAAAUUAAUCAAAACACAAAGCGGUCAGCCCCGGAGAUCCAUUUCCUCAGAUUCUUCUUCAAAUAAGAAGCUCAAAGGCAGGCAGCAGAGCGUUUUCCAGUCAAUGCUGCAAAACUUGCGGCGCCCUAGCUGCUGUGUCCGUCCUGCCCCUUCCUCCGUGCUAGACUGAAAGGAGCCCAGGGAUGCAGCUGUGGUAUUCGGGAGCAUCCAUCCGUGCUAACGCUUGCUUAGCUUUCUUCUGAAAGACCAGGGAGAGAAAGCAAGUGUUAACUAUAUUGACUUGCUUUAAAAACUGUUGUGUCCUUUGACUGAAGGCCCAUAAAUAAAAAUUCCAUUUCAAUUUGAAAGAGCAAGCUUCACUGAAGGGUUGCAACCUUAAUCAAGUGAAAAUAAUAUUCAGUGGGUUAUAAAAAAUACGAUGUUGCUUAUAGAAAUAACAUUACCAUUGUACAUGUGUUAUUUUGUAUUACUGCCUCAAUUUAUCACAUGAUGGUAUUUCCAUUAAAAAAUCCUUGCUUUAUGUUAAAAAGAAAAAAAACACUACUAGCAAAAAACUUACACUUUGCAGUCCUAUUCCAGUAAGAACAUUGUUACCACAAAAAAAAUUAAAUAGGUGAUAAGAACCAUAGUGUGAUAAAAUUUAAACCAAUUUGAUUUAUUCCUAGGCCAGAUAUCGUUAAAUAAAAGCAUCGAAAUGUAUAAAAUAUCAAAUAUGAAUUAGCAUUUGUAAAUCUCCACAGACAACCCUUUUACAAACCUUGUUAUACAUACAGGAAAGUAAUAUUAGGAAAAUUAAGCCUUUGAAUAUGAAUACUAUCUACAUAAAACAUGGAUUUAUCUGUACACAUUUUCCUGUGCAGAAGGCAAAGUGCAUCUCUGUGAUUCUGAACAAAUUAAAUUCCUAUUUUCUUACCCCAGAGAAAAUACGUGGAACUGGAUUCUUGAAAAGAAUCAUCAAAUUAGGGCUAAUGUAAAAUUUUAUAUUAUCCUAAAAUAUGCCACCGGGAACAUUACCAUUCUGAUAAGGAAUAGUAAGUAGCAGAUUACCAACCAGUUUUUCUGUGUCAGUCAGAGGCAGGCCUCAUGAGUAAUAGAAAUAAUAUAUUUAAUCUAAGUUCCUGUAAACAGCAUGAAUUUCUGUUUCUCUUUUGAUUUGGUCUUGUAGCUUCUAAUAACAAAUGUAAUCAACACCAAAUGGAACACAGGCUUCCUUAGAUGAGACAAAUACCACUUAGUUUCAUAUGUCUAAGAUCUGAAGUAAAAAGAUAAUUUCUAAAAAUGUAUUGAAGUUAAGAGAGAUACAAUCCUAUGUCAGCCUUCCUCAGCAGAAAGGUCUUUGAGAAACCAUACUUUGUGCUUUGGAGUCCCCUGAGAACACGAGUGCCUGCUGGAGCAUAGCCCUCUCUUAUUUCUAAAGGAGGGUGUCCCAAGGACCCAGGAGUAUCUACCAAGGCCUUGGGGACCAGUGCAAGGUGGAGUAUUGGAGAACAGAGGCAGGACUCAAAGCACCGGAAAGGCUUUCCUCCCUGGAGUCAUUGUAGUAGCAGCCCGGAUCUCCACCUUGCAUGUAAAAGAUGGUUAAAUGUUGUGAACAUGCUAGGUAUCCUCUCUGAAUUCCUCGUCCCAGUGAGCCAGCAGAGAAUAUCUGGCCAGGUCUUAUUUUUCCUAAGAGAUUCAAGUACCAUUGGUACCACCAGUUCACAAUACCUAUUCUGGCUUUUUUUUUUCCAAUUCAAAGAGGGAAAAAAAAUUGGACCUGAACUUUAGCACCGCAGGCCACACUGGGCCCAACCCAAAUUAAUAAAACAGCUUUGAUUUCUUGCAAAGCAAUUUAACUGUAUAUGCAGCCUGCAUAAGUAGACACAAUGACAGCAUUGACAGCAUUCUCACAGCCUGAGAAUGGUAAUUACAGUUGUUAUAUGUAGAACUUAUAAUGAAGUGUAUAAUAAGGCACAUUUUUCAGUUUCUUACUAAUUGGCCUCUAUUAAGAAUGCUAUCUAAAGUAGAAAUUACCAUCAAAUUACUAUUAAUGAUUAGAAAUUUAGUUUAAAACUCUCUUAUGGCCUUAAGUACCCAUUUAUCAGAGAUGCCUUUUAUGAGGAUAUAAUCUGUCUUCUCUCACUCUCGGGCUGUCUCUGGCCCGGCUAGCACACGUGCUGUGUACACACACGGUCCACCCUGUGUAUACAGGGGCAGCUGUCAACAGGGCCCGCUCCAACUGGGUGGGCCCCAGGUAAUCCUCAGCUGUGAAGUAGCUAGAACAGGAUGUUCCUGCAUGAAAACAGAGAAGAAAGGAGUCAGCAUCCGGCAAUAAUAUUUAUUUUCAUGAGUUUAGAGUAACCACCUGAUUUAUAAAUAGUUAAUUGAAGCAGAGGCCUAAAGACAGUUGUAGGCAUCAAGGCCACAUUAAGUAAACCAAAACUGCUCAUUUGAUAUCAUAGUUGUGUCUCUCAAAUGAAAUUGUCAAGAAAAUAAUGUUCAAAUUAGUACGUUUGGUUUUCUUUGGUGCUAGAACUAAAUUCUUGACUUCUGUAACACUCUAGAAAUUGUCAAAAAAUAGAACAAAACCUUUUUGUUUUUUUGCUUAUUGAAUCUUAUAGAACUAAUAGCUUUUAGAAACAGAUCAUCAAACAGAUAAGAUAGGAACCUAUUUAAGAUAGUGUUUUGACAAUAAAUGCUUGUUUGAAAUUUUCCUUUCACUUCAGUCUGCAACACAGCAUCAGAAGUUUCACACAUCAUAUGAGAUGCCUUUGGUUCAUGUAACAGAGGCCCUUAGGCAGUCCUUUCCCUGGCAUUGCCAGUGAGCUUUCUCCUUUAGUCCAUGCUUUACCUGAACGACACAUAUUGACUUGAAAGUAAUUUGGUUUUCCAGAAUAGCUUUUGCAUAUGAUUUGGUCCUUGUCCAUGUGUCUUUGUUUUUUAAAUAUAUAUAAGAAAUAUUUCAUUAAAUCAAGAUAUAGAAAAUAGUUCUUUACCCAGUAAUAAAAGAGUGAGUUAGAUGUCAGUACUUGGGAAGAUCACUCAACAUUUAUAAUUUGAUGAUGCUGUACCAUUUACAGAAAUUUUAAAAGAUACAUGAUUCUAUUUUAUGACCACAAGAAAAUAAUAUCAUCACUUCAUCUAUGUCUAUCUUGAAUGUUUUUCUAAUUAUGUGCUCUCAGAUUAUUGGCUCUUGGGUCCAUAGGCCAACUACUUUACAUACAGUAAAAUCCUGAUUUCUCCUUUUGUUUUGGGCCUGUGGCUUAAGUUGAAGAUUCUAGUAACUCAAGGUUAACCAUAAAUCUCUAUAUUUGUGUCCAAAGUGAAACAUUUAUAAAGUAUAUUAAUAUGUUUUCCUACCUUGACAAGUUCAAUAGUAUUGAAUGUGAUUUCGUCAUGGAUAAUGUUUAAUCUUCAGAAUCAUCUGAUACUAUUAUUUUGGAUAAUAGGUUAAACAUGAAAAGUCAAAAAAUUGGACUGAGUUUACAUGUGCAACAUAUAACCUAGAGGUUUAAUUUUGAAACCGAAUUCUUAACAGGAACUUCAUGUCUUAAAUUAGAAAGAAGAGAAAAAUGUCAUUUGGUUGUAUCCAAGAUUAUUGAGGUUUUACCAUCCCCAGUUUAUUCUAAAAUUAUUCCUUUCAUUUUGGGAAGUCCCCAUCAUUCUGAGGAUAGCUGUAUAUAUCACACAAAGAUUAAAAAACAUUGUGACUAAAAUUUGUUUACAGAGGAUAUCUGCAAGUACACUAUUAACAUAAGUUGUCUGGUCUUUGCUGUAGUCAUUCUUAACUGUUUUGUUGCCAAAAUGUGAGAAACUAUUGUCAUCUUUUCCUCCUCCAUAUUUUGCAAGUGUUAAAAAAGAAAACUGUCUACUUCUGCUACCACAUAACUCACCAUAUCCCUUGCCAACUUUUUUCGUAAUUAGUAUAAGGAGAAACAAUAUAUUAAGAUAAGGUUUGUAUAUAUGUGUGUGUGUUUAUUGCAAAACUGGGCCCUUUGCAGCCUUGUAUAGACCUCUACCUGCCUGAUUCACUCAUUAUCUACAACGCUGCCAUGGACAUGAGGCUGUUUACUCUUUUCUGCUUUGUCCUACGUGGUGUUUGAGAAAUGAAGCCUGUGAAUUUCCCUGUGUGAUAAGAGCACGGUGAACUCCGAGCCAACCCCUCAUCCCCACCCUCAGCUUGUGUGCACAGUGAAUCAGAAGUCUUGUCUGUGUCCGCUUCAGUGUUUGCCAUUUCACGUCUAUAUCUGAGCAUUUGUUUUCUGUCGUGAACAGUGUUCCUUGUCAUCUGUAGCCCUUUUGGUGGACUCUCCAAAUGCAGGUCAGCUGCUGCUGCCCUGCAAAUAACAGGCGAUUUGCUGAAUCUCUCAUCCAUCCUUGUAACUCUAUCCUUCUUAAUGAAAUUCUGCAACUGGCUGAGUAAUUACAAAUGUCAUCUGUGCAGACACAGGUGGUUAAGAAUGACUGUACAAUUUUGAACUGUCUUUUUUGCAAAAGGAGAAAUACAGUCUUAUAAAUGCUAAAACAGAUUUCCAUGAACUUUAUUCUACUCUCAGACAAAAAAAUUCUGAGAGAAUUAUUGGCUACAGAGAUCAAAUAGAUUUGUCUUACAAUGACCAACGAUGCAAAUGAAGAUAAAUUGAGGUGGAAAAAUGCUGUUUCAUAAGUAAUCAGUGGCAUCUGCCAGAGGUCACUACUGCUACUUUUAACUGUGAACACUCACCAGCUAAACUACACACUUGCCACAACCAAAUAACCUCUCUCAAAGUAACUCCUCUACAUCUGUUUAUGUGCAUAGAUGCAGACAGACGCGAUCCUGAAACAUUACUUUUGGCUGUUAGGAAACUCAAGGUGAUGAUCAUUAUAAAAGGACUCUGACAUAACCAUGGGACUUGGUGAAAUGACCGUGGGGGCCAGAAUGGUGCAACAAGAUGUUAUUUACAAGUUUUUUUUUAAGACCUAGCUAUCUCAGAUAUUAAUCAUGAGAAUAAAGACUGUUGAAUAUGAAAUUAAAGCCAAGCAAUAAUGUGCCAAAAAUGAGGCCACUAUACCAGCAAGUGCAUCUGUUAUGGGCACACAAUUAUGUAAUUGUGGUUUGCUCGGUGAAGACUGACUAUAACCCAGAGGAUAAAAUAAAUGAAAGCAUAAUUUCUGUUUUGUUGGGAAAAAAAACACAUUUGUUUAGCAGCUUUAUAAGGAGAAGCAAAAUCCUGGUGAGCAGGACCAGAGACACAGGUACCAUCUCUGCUUUUAUGCUAGCCAGGAAAGAGGAGGAGCCACUAAAAGUUUUGCUGGCUUAAAACUCAAGAAAGGUCCAACAGCAUUUUUGGUGAUUUAAGUGGUUAAACUUUCAGUAAUUACUCUUCCUGGACACAGGCAUGUUAGAAGGCAACUUAGUUAAUCUACCCAGAGGAUUCCCAACCUUAGCUAUGAAAAACUUGGGCUCCCACCUGUAAAAUUUUGGAAACCCAAGAACUUGUAUCAAAAGAGGCUUCAACUAAUGCCUUACAGGAAAAGAUGUUCCAGGUGGUCAUUUCUAAAUACAAGUUCAAUAAGUGUCUUCCUGGGUUCAAACCCAGAAUUAAUUGGCUGCAAAAUAGUAGCAAAUUAGAAUCCCAUAUUUUACACUUCAGGAAGAGAUACUCAUUAUCAACCAGUAUGGUAAUAAUUAUGAGAUGCAAUAGUAAUUUGAGAGUGUUUGGGAGAAUUUGAUGGAAAAAAAAUACAUUUUUUCCUGAUAUCUUAAAUGUAGAGAUGUCAACAGUUUAUCUCUGGGGAUAAAGUACAACUUUUUUUAACAUCGCAGCUAGUAUUAUUACUCUUUGUUACUUUAAAAAUUAAAUAGUCUUUUUUAGAAAAAAUGUAAGCACUUAAGCAAUUUCUGAUUGAAAUCAUUGCUUUUAAUAAUAUGUAAAAGCUGUGUGUAAAGAAAACUAUACUGAAUGAGUAGAAAGUGCAUCCUUACUUGUUUUAGUUUAGACUCCUUAGCAUUUUAGACCACAUAUUUGAGUAAAUAUUCUUCUACCUGUCUUAGAAUGAAGCAGGUAAAUUAAAAGAUGACAGUAUUAUAGAACUGCUCCUGAACCCCUGGAGGAGAGGAGAGACCAAUUCUUAUUUUAAGGACAUCUAGAGAUUCCUUUGGGAGGUUGAAAAAGGUCUAGAUGACCUGAAACUCAAAAAAAAAAAAAAAAAAUACUAGCAGUUACUAAAUUUCUAUUUAUCUCUGCUGUACUAAUGUGUGAGCAAUGUGUUGUGCAUAAUACUGUGGUUGGUCGUGGUCAGUACAUUCUGUAAGUAUGUAUAGUCUGUGAGUAAUCGAUUUGCUAUUUUUGUGUGUAGAAAAAAAUAAAGUGCUGUAUCCCAUUUAAAGGCCAAUUCCCAUCAUCCAGUAGGCACAUGUACAAAAGUGAAUAAAGCCAACAAAAGUG
Molecule: messenger RNA, 9109 nt
Organism: Octodon degus (degu)
Lineage: Eukaryota; Metazoa; Chordata; Mammalia; Rodentia; Octodontidae
Gene: Gprin3
Product: GPRIN family member 3
Exons: 2
Coding region: 565-2871 (768 amino acids)
Biological process (GO): neuron projection development
Cellular component (GO): plasma membrane
Source: RefSeq, a predicted model, not a curated record